Capsella rubella is the source of this 1949-nucleotide messenger RNA. Its product is annotated as terpenoid synthase 17. Bases 89 to 1891 code for a protein of 600 amino acids. The transcript is spliced from 7 exons. Gene Ontology annotation, molecular function: terpene synthase activity; magnesium ion binding. NCBI's taxonomy places the organism in Eukaryota, Viridiplantae, Streptophyta, Magnoliopsida, Brassicales, Brassicaceae. The record is from RefSeq and is a predicted model, not a curated record. Gene Ontology annotation, biological process: diterpenoid biosynthetic process.
UUUUACUUAAAUCAAACAGAUUAUAUUUGAAAUGCAAAUUAAAAAAUUCCAAACAUAGUUCUCUCUAAAUACUAUUUCGUCUGCAACAAUGAUGGGAUUUGGUCUUCCUAACGUUCACAGCGUUCCUCUCUCUCUCACGACCAACCUCUCUCUCUUUCCUCAGCGUUGGAUUCACAAGCCCACUGUUCCCGUAAAACCGGCAAGAAAAACCCACUUGGCCUGUGUUAGGACGACUGAGACUUGUGAUGAACUUGAGAGAACUCGUCCAUUGGCAAACUUUUCUCCCACUCUUUGGGGAGAUCACUUCCUUUCUGUUCCCUUAGAUGGUUCUAAAUUUGAUGAAUUGUCAAGAGAGAUUGAAGUGAUGAUGAAGCCUAAAGUGAGAGAUAUGCUCAUGUCUUCCAACAAAAGCGACAAUGAGAAGAUCCAUCUCAUCCAUUUGCUAAUUAACCUCGGAAUCGCUUAUCAUUUCGAGGCUGAGAUUGAUGAAAUCCUUAGCCAAGCUUUUCUGGAUGUGGAGGACAUGAUAGCCAAGGAACAUGACUUGGAGACAAUCUCCACCAUGUUUGAGGUUUUCAGACUACGCGGUUACUUUAUGCCUUGCGAUGCAUUCAAUAGAUUCAAAGGUGAAGAUGGGAGGUUCAAGGAAAGUCUAGCUGAUGAUAUCAGAGGGAUGAUACAGUUGUACGAAGCAGCACAUCUCGGGACACCAUCUGAAGACAUAAUGGACGAAGCACUAAGCUUCACUCGGUAUCACUUGGAAUCAUUGACAGGUCAACAUGCAGCAAGUGAUAGUCCCCAUCUCUCUAAACAUAUACAAAACGCACUGUAUAGACCUCGAUAUCGUAACAUGGAGAUACUAGUCGCAAGAGAAUAUAUCUCUUUCUACGAACAAGAAGCAGAUCACGACGAGACGCUGCUCAAGUUUGCCAAAAUCAACUUCAACUAUUGCCAGCUACACUACAUUCAAGAGCUAAAAGAUUUGACCAAAUGGUGGAAGGAGCUAGAUCUUGCAUCUAAGUUACCUUACAUCAGGGACAGAAUUGUCGAGAUCUAUUCCGGGGUACUCACUAUGUAUUUCGAGCCAAAGUAUUCGCUUGGGAGAAUUAUAGUCAAUAAACUUACUGUGAUUGCGACUGUUUUGAAUGACACAUGUGAUGCAUAUGGCACUCUUCCUGAAGUUACAAGUCUCAUUGACUCUUUUCAAAAGUGGAAUCUUGGGGACACUGAGAAGCUACCAAACUAUAUAAGAACUGUCUUUCGAAGUGUGUUUGAAACGCUAGAAGAGAUUGAACAAGAAAUGAUGCCUCGAGGAAGAUCACGCAUUGUGCAAGUAGCAGUAGAUGAGAUGAAGAAGUUGGGGAAAGCAUACUUGACCCUCUCAAAGUGGGCACGCACAAGUCACGUCCCAACAUUUGAGGAGUACAUGGAGAUUGGGUUGCAAACUUCAAUGGAUCAAUUUGCAGCCUACAGCUUCAUCGCUAUGGAGGAUUGCGAUGAGUAUCAAACAUGCGAAUGGUACAAUUCCAGACCCAAAAUGAUGGAAGCUUUAAGUGGCUUGUAUCGUCUUAAGAACGACAUAGCCACCUAUGAGAACGAGAUGAGCAGGGGAGAAGUGGCUAAUGGGCUGAAUUGCUACAUGAAGCAACAUGGUGUUACCAAAGAAGAAGCGAUUGCAGAGUUGAACAAGAUUGCUACUGAUUAUUACAAAAUAAUAAUGGAGGAGUACUUAACGACAACCGUUGUGCCACGCCCGAUUCUGGUGCGAUGCCUCAACGUUUCGCGACCCAUCGAUCUGUUUUACAAAGAGGGUGAUGAAUUCACUGAUCCUUAUUUCGGAAAGCUCAAACAAGUCAUCUCUUCUUUGCUCAUCCAUCCAAUUCCUCUUUAAUAAAGUGCAUUAAAAAAAUUUUAAAAAAAAAUCUAAAUAAGACGCUUUGUAUUCUUCU